Daphnia carinata is the source of this 1160-nucleotide messenger RNA. It is a transcript of the gene Mt2, whose product is annotated as tRNA (cytosine(38)-C(5))-methyltransferase-like. The transcript is spliced from 3 exons. Lineage: Eukaryota; Metazoa; Arthropoda; Branchiopoda; Diplostraca; Daphniidae. The record is from RefSeq and is a predicted model, not a curated record. Gene Ontology annotation, molecular function: S-adenosylmethionine-dependent methyltransferase activity. Bases 102 to 1124 code for a protein of 340 amino acids.
ACUGUGACGUAUUAUUUUGAUUUAAAAACUUAAAACUUAGUCUUUGAAUUGAGGCUUUGUCAAAUCUCUUCUAGUACCUCCAAAAAUUUCCCUUUCUUGAGAUGGGGGAAACAAAGCUACGUAUUUUAGAACUUUAUAGUGGAAUUGGUGGCAUGCAUUAUGCAGCUGAAUUAGCAAAUGUUGGAGCAGAAGUUGUUUUCUCUGUAGACAUCAAUACGUCCGCGAAUGAAGUUUAUCGACAUAAUUUCAAGCAAACUAAUCAACAGUCACGAAACAUUGAAUCCCUUAAUGCAAACGAAAUCAACAAGUUAAAGCCCAACUUUAUAAUGAUGAGCCCACCCUGCCAGCCAUUUACCAGAGUUGGCUUGAAACUGGAUGUAGAAGAUUCCCGUUGUUCAUCAUUUCUUCACUUGUUAGAUGUACUCCCACAUUUAGAAACAAUUUCAUUUAUUUUAAUGGAAAAUGUUGUGGGUUUUGAAACAUCUGAAAUGAGAAAUGCAUUUACCAAGGCAUUGAAAAGCUGUGGUUUUUACUUUCGAGAAUUCUUACUGUCUCCUGUGAGCUUGCAAAUCCCCAACAGUAGAAAUAGAUACUAUCUCAUAGCCAAGAAAUUUACCAACUUUGCAUUUGGAACAGAAACAGAUAUUAUGACAACCUUUCCAAGCAACAGUUGUGAGGUUACCAUGCCAGUUGGACAAAAGACAUUGGAGCCCUAUCUGGAGAAGAGUUUUGCAGACGAAGAACUGGCGCGCUUUUUACUUCCCGCCAAAACUUUGAUGAAGUACUGGCGGAUUUUUGACGUGCGACAAAGAUCCGACGUAUCGUCUUGCUGUUUCACCAAAGCCUAUUCUCACUAUGCAGAAGGCACUGGAUCUGUGCUGCAGCACGUUUCAAGUGAAUCAUUUCACGAAAAAUUCGCUGAAUUCGAAAAAGAUGGAAACGUUGCACAUCUGAAACUCUUGCAGCUCAGAUAUUUCACACCUCGAGAAAUCGCCAAUUUAAUGGGCUUCCCUGCUCAUUUUUCGUUUCCUGAAAACACUUCCCUCAAGACUCGAUAUCGACUCUUGGGAAAUAGCUUAAAUGUGCACGUUGUGUCCAGACUCUUAAAAAUAUUGUUGGAAUGAAAUAAACAAUCACUUAAAUAUUUUUUUCGGUAAUGU